Messenger RNA from Pelodiscus sinensis (Chinese soft-shelled turtle), 1791 nucleotides. The record is from RefSeq and is a predicted model, not a curated record. Lineage: Eukaryota; Metazoa; Chordata; Testudines; Trionychidae.
AUCUCUUGUUUGUGUGCUAGUGCCUGCUGACACACAACUCUUUGCUUUAAAAAAAGAAGUCUGUUGGUCUGUCAGUGACUGCUUUACAAGUGUGGUCAAGGAUUCUUAAGGCACUCCUCAUUACACACUCUGGUAUUGAAGAAACAUCGGACCAUUGAUUUCCUCUCUGUAUUAUACAUCUGGAAGUAAACAAGAGCAUGUUGGGUAGAACUGGCAAGAAAUUGACGCAUAUUUCAGAUUUUUCUUUGGGUCUGGAGUGAUCAAAGGGACAGUGAGAGGACAAAGGAACAAAACGUAAAGAAACUGGAUGGCUUCUACAGUGAGCAUAAACUUGGAUAAAGACACAUUACUGGUGGAUGGAAUACCACCCGCAAAAAAACCCAGGAAACUAUUGCCAAGCCUUAAAACCAAAAAGCCCGGUGAACUUGUUCUGGUAAUUGGGACAGGGAUCAGUGCAGCCGUAGCUCCUCAAGUUCCAGCACUGAAGUCUUGGAAAGGAUUAAUCCAGGCCCUGCUGGAUGCUGCAAUUGACUUUGAUCUUCUUGAAGAGGAGGAGAGCAGAAAGUUUCAGAAAUGUCUCCAAGAAGACAAGAACCUUGUUCAUGUUGCCCAUGACCUUAUCCAGAAACUGUCUCCGCGCACUAGCAAUGUCCGCUCCACGUUUUUCAAAGACUGUCUAUAUGAGGUGUUUGAUGACCUAGAGUCUAAAAUGGAGGAUUCUGGGAAACAGCUGCUUCAGUCUGUGCUUCACUUGAUGGAAAAUGGAGCGCUCGUAUUAACUACAAACUUUGAUAACCUUCUGGAACUGUAUGCAACAGACCAAGGGAAACAGCUUGAAUCUCUCGACCUUACUGAUGAAAAAAAGGUGCUGGAGUGGGCACAGGAGAAAAGGAAGCUCAGUGUCUUGCAUAUCCAUGGAGUUUACACAAACCCCAGUGGAAUAGUUCUCCAUCCAGCUGGGUACCAGAAUGUGCUGCGCAACACAGAGGUUAUGCGGGAGAUCCAGAAGCUGUAUGAAAACAAAUCAUUCUUGUUCCUGGGCUGUGGCUGGACUGUGGAUGACACCACAUUUCAGGCACUCUUCCUAGAAGCUGUGAAGCACAAGUCGGAUCUGGAGCACUUCAUGCUGGUGCGGAGGGGAGACGUGGAUGAAUUUAAGAAGCUCCGUGAAAACAUGCUGGAUAAAGGGAUUAAAGUCAUUUCAUAUGGCGACGAAUAUGCCGACUUACCUGACUACUUCGAGAGGUUAACAAGUGAGAUCUCCACGCGGGGUCAAGCAGCUCAGCCUAGAGAAGGACAGCUAAAUGGCUCUGCUACAGCCCAUGCUGAAAUAAAAGGGGGCAGUACCUGAGCUUCUACUCAGCUGUUUGUGCUACUGGUUCACCUGAGUUCAAGACCUUGGCAGCUAUCCCACCAGCCUGUGGACCUCAGUCAGUUUACAGGAAAAGCACUCACUUUUUCAGUGGCUGGUUAUUAAGAAACUGGGAUUCAGUUGUGAUCCUGCUAGAAACAACCAGACUUGACUGAGCCCCUGUUGGAUGAUCCUAGCUGCUGAAGAUGGCUUGUAGUUUACACAGCAGUUACUGCAACCUUGAAGAGAAAGGAGGAUUAUUGUAUCUGGAGGGAAUCUCUCCCUCUCUAAACAGCAGCAGCCUCUGCAGUUUAAUAUCUUGCACAUUUCAAUGAAAUGAAACUUGGAGCAGUUUUUAUUACUUGACGCUCUAGUUUUCUAGUCCUUUCUUUAUACUGUAUUUUGUAUGUUGAAGCUGUAUUAAAAGCCUGUUCACUUAA